AUGUUUUGGAGAAAAAAAGACAAGAGCUCACCUUCAGAGUCAUCUGCUUCCACCAAUCCAUUUGAAUCCUCUGAUGUCGGUAGCACGCCUGCUGCCAGUUACAGUUCGACAUCAGCAUCCGAAUAUCCUCCGUCUUACUCAAGCUCACCAGCCCCAUCUCGAGGUGGUGGUCGAUACGGCACUCGUCAUAAUGAUGCUGAAUAUGAGUCACAACAACGCAACGAGCUCUUUGGUGAUCGUCCUUCUCGAGGAGGAGCUCCUGCUGGUGGUCGUUAUGGUGGUGGUUAUGAUGAUGAUCAAUACGGCUCUCGCUAUGCUCAACAACAACAAGAAGAGGAGGAUGAGGAAGUGGGCAAUAUCAAGACACAAAUCCGUAAUGUCAAGCAGGAUACCCUUGCUAGUACUCGCAAUGCUCUUCAAAAGAUCCAUGAAACCGAGCAAACAGCAGCUAAUACCAUGAACAUGCUUGGCCAACAAUCCACUCAAAUUGCCAAUGUGGAUCGCAACCUCGACCUUUCCAAGGCAUACUCAGAUCGGGCUGCCAAUCAAGCUGAUGAACUCAAGCAAUUAAACCGAUCCAUUUUCAUCCCUGUUGUCAAGAACCCCUUUACCCGCAACAAGCGUCAGCAACGUGAGUUGGAAGCAUUGAAACGUGAUCAACAAGAACAUAUGGAAGAACGUGAUCGUAUCCGUCAAUUUGAAUAUGAGUCCAAUGCACGUCUUGAACAAGCCCAAAAGCGCAAUGAACGUGUAUCAGCCAAUGCAGGUUAUAGCCGUGGCCGCUCUGAAUCGGAUCGCCGAAGAUAUCAAUUUGAAGCCGAUGAGGAAGAUGAUGCUAUUGAGGAUGAAAUUGAUCAAAACUUGGACUUGUUGGGUGGUGCCACUGCACGUCUCAAGAAUAUGGCCUUGACUAUGAAUGAGGAAAUUGAUAGCCAGAACAAACAACUCGACAAGUUGAAUCCCAAGAUCGAUCCUCUUACUCAAAAGUUGGCUGCUACUACUCACAAGUUGAACAAGACAAAGUAA
Messenger RNA from Lichtheimia ornata, 1026 nucleotides. RefSeq lists its product as uncharacterized. The record is from RefSeq and is a predicted model, not a curated record. NCBI's taxonomy places the organism in Eukaryota, Fungi, Mucoromycota, Mucoromycetes, Mucorales, Lichtheimiaceae. The transcript has 2 exons. Gene Ontology annotation, molecular function: SNAP receptor activity; syntaxin binding. Gene Ontology annotation, biological process: exocytosis; vesicle fusion. Gene Ontology annotation, cellular component: plasma membrane; SNARE complex. Bases 1 to 1026 code for a protein of 341 amino acids.